Maniola jurtina (meadow brown) is the source of this 1273-nucleotide messenger RNA. RefSeq lists its product as uncharacterized. The coding region runs from base 251 to 1033 and encodes 260 amino acids. The record is from RefSeq and is a predicted model, not a curated record. The transcript has a single exon. NCBI's taxonomy places the organism in Eukaryota, Metazoa, Arthropoda, Insecta, Lepidoptera, Nymphalidae.
GUAACCUCGAUACAGUGACAGUUUAUUACAAUCAAUUCUUUGUGUUUGAAGAAGCAAAUUAUUACAAAACCAAAAUAACUGAGAAUUUUUAGUAGUUAAUUUAACUAACCAAGGACAUUAAAUAAAGAUAGACGGAGUUCUAAACAUCGUUUUACAAAAAGUGAAGCUUCUUACGUUCUAUUUUUCCAUCGUUUUACGCAAGACGUACCGUACCUACUUCAGUUUUUGCUCAAGAAAUUAAACCAACAAAAUGAGCUAUCCACCACCUUACGGACCCCCACCACCACCAUAUUACGGACCAGGAUGGCGUCCACCGCACCCUCCAAGCCAUUCUGGAACAGGACCUCAACAACCCAACUUAUCAGGAUCUACAUCACAGCACCAACCAGACUACGGUCAAGCAACUCACCAACCUUACCCUUAUGGAUACCCUUAUUAUGUGCCCGGAGCUGUUAUGAUGCCAUUCCCAGUAGGACCACCUCCAGAUCCAAGCAAUCCUACUUACAUAACCAACAUAAUCUACCAAGGAGAAACUUCCAACCCACCAUCUACCGAACAAGUCCAAAUAUCUGAAACUGACGGGGACUAUGAUUGGGUACCAACUACUUCCACUACAGCGAAUAAUUUGACAGGCAAAGCGGUGAUUGGAGGACAUGAAGGAUGGGAUGGGAGUCCCUUAUGGGUUAUCCGAGCUUGGCAUAACGGGGAUUUGUUACCAGGAAAGUUAUCAGUAAGGCAUAAUGCAGCGUCAGUAAUGUACAAUGGGAAGGAAAUACCUGUUCAGAAAAUUGAUGUUUUGUGCGCGAAGCCAGAAAGUUUGAGAUGGGUCCCAGCGUCGAAUGGAAGCGUACCUCCUGGUGCUAUUCCUGGUGGAAGAACUUCUACUGGAGAAACUCUAUACGUUGGAAGAGCAAGACAUCAGCUGUCGGUGACACCAGGAAAGAUCCACCCAAGUCACGGUUCUUGUUAUAUAGGUUUCGGCGGCGCAGAAGUCGCUCAUAAGAUGUACGACGUACUUUGCCGCGUAAGUUAAAUUGCUUCGGAAGUCCACAGAUAUGAACUCGUUAAGUUUACAAGUUUGUUAAGUGUUGGAAUAAGUUGUGAAGUUAUGUGUAGAUUCAAUAUGAUUUUAAUGGAUUUGUACUAGAAAUGUUUUAAAGACGUAUUAAGUUUGUUUAAAACAUUACGAGGUCUAGUAGUUAGUAGAUCUUGUCAGUUUGAGUUACAGUCUUUUCCUGAAAUUGGAAACUUGCAAGAUUGUUGCGACCAUUUU